This is a messenger RNA of Pantherophis guttatus, 2293 nucleotides long. RefSeq names its product glycerophosphodiester phosphodiesterase domain containing 2 (gene GDPD2). Gene Ontology annotation, biological process: lipid metabolic process. Gene Ontology annotation, cellular component: plasma membrane. Lineage: Eukaryota; Metazoa; Chordata; Lepidosauria; Squamata; Colubridae. Gene Ontology annotation, molecular function: glycerophosphodiester phosphodiesterase activity. The record is from RefSeq and is a predicted model, not a curated record.
AGGGGGUGAGCUUCACUUGGGAGCCUUUGGGGAGCCUCGAGGCUCCCCUUCCGCUGGAAAAGUUCCGCUCCGCGGCUUCUGUCUUCGGGAGGGCAGCGGCGCGGCUCCUCCCUCGGUCUGUCCCGGAGAAACUCGGGAGUCCGCUCACGUUCCCAAAGUCGCGAUUACGCCCCGAAGAGCGUUUAUCCCGGACCGGGACCAGGGAGGGAAGAGCAGCCGCCCCUGCCGCCCCAGAGGCGACUCUGGCCGGAUCCUACCUGGUUCCUCUCCGCAGGAAGGGCGGGGCUGCCCCUCCCCAAGACGUGACCGGCCAUGGCGAAGGAGAAAGGGGGCUGCCAGCGCUUCUGCACCACCUGCCUGCUGGGCCUGUUCGGCUGCCACUGGACUCACAAGAAGGGCCUGAAGACAAGCAAGUGUGACUACGUCUGGUUCUUCCUGCUCUUCUGCAUCGGCCUCCUUGCUCUGGCCUGGCUCUACGUAGCCCUGGUCACCCUCAACGAUUUCCACAACUUCAACGAGUUCAUCUUCCAGAAGACAGAAUGGUGGCUGGACUGGUCAGUGGUGAUGCUCUCCGUGACAGCUACCCUGGUCACCUACUCCUCUCUGCUGCUGAUUUUGGCCCUCUGCCUACAGCUGUGCCAUCAGCCCCUGAAGCUGCAUUGGCUGCACAAGGGCUUUCUGAUCCUGACUCUGCUGAUAGCAGUGGCUGCUUUUGUGGGGCUGCAAAUUCAGUGGUCGGAGCAAUGGGAGAGUGCCCACAUUGCUCUACAGGCGACCGGCCCCUUCCUGCACAUUGGAGCCGUGGUGGGCCUGACGAUGCUUGCCUGGCCAGUAGCAACCUGCUUCUACCGCCUCUCCCGUGCAGCACUCCGUGGGGUUCUCCUGGUCUUGUAUCUGGGCGCAAUGCUGGCUUUAUACCUGGCCCCCCUGGGCAUCGACUCGCCCUGCUUCCUGGAGCACAGCCAGCUUCCCCCCAAACCAGCUCUGUUUGGGCACCGUGGGGCUCCCAUGCUGGCACCAGAGAACACAAUGAUGUCCUUCCAGAAGGCCAUCAAUUGUGGCCUCAGCGUCUUAGAAACCGAUGUCCGGGUGAGUGCCGAUGGGAUCCCUUUCCUCAUGCAUGAUAAGACCCUUUUACGGACCACAAAUGUCCAGGAGGUCUUCCCCACCCAAGCCCACGCCAAGGCCACCGCCUUCAACUGGACGCAGCUGCAGCAGCUGGAUGCUGGCAGCUGGUUUUUGCAGAAGCAUCCCUUCCCCACAGCCUGGAGCCUUUCAGAGGAAGAGACGGCCCAGGCCAGGAGGCAGCGCGUUCCGUCUCUGAAGGAGCUGCUGGCGGAGGCCAAGGGGCACCAGGUGUCUGUCAUGUUUGAUCUGAUGCCACUGGAAGACCCCCACUACGAGCGCCUGGUCAACAUCACAGUGGAGACCAUCCUCAAAUCGGGCAUCGACCAAGAGCUGAUCCUCUGGCUGCCUAAUAAGUUUCGGAAGGAUGUGAGACAGUGGGCACCCGGGUUCCAGCACAUCUACGGCCCUGAAAGUUUGGACAACAAGACCAGAAGGCUACCACGAGUCAACCUAGCUUACCAAAAACUGAGCAGCAGAGAAAUCAGGGAAUACCACCGUAACAAUAUCUCGGUCAACCUGUUUGUGAUAAAUGCUCCGUGGCUCUUCUCCGUCCUGUGGUGUGCUGGGACUACUUCGGUCACCACCAAUGCCUGCCAGGUGCUACAGAAGAUGCAGCACCCCCUCUGGCUACUGCCUCGUGCCACCUAUCAAAUGAUCUGGAUUGUGACAGAUUGUGUGUCUUUCCUGCUGGUUCUCUCGGCUUUCUUGAUGCUGAAAAGGUGGUCUCGGAAAAAGGACUCGAGAGGUUCCAGCUCCGAUGUGCUCCUGACGAAGAUCCACAGCCUCUUGUCCGAGUGAGGCAGGAGCGUCCAGAAGCUCCGGGCUUUGCCCUCCCCCCCCCCCCCCCCCGCUUGCUACUCUUGGCAGGACUCUCCUCUUUCAAAUGCUUCUCUGGGAACAGCCUGUCCUGGGUGUUUGCUGGCAGCGGCUGCUGGGAUCUGUUUCAGGGGCCUGUAUUGCACAGCCUUCAAAGGAGCAGCUUGGAAGCUGCGUUUCUUCUUGGAGAGCCGAACCCGGAGCCUUCCCAGAUCCUGGAACUACUGCUAGAGCCUCAGGACAGAAUUAGGCAGCUACCGACUCUCCUGCGGGACCAUUUUUCUUCUUGAUGGGGGGCUGGGGGGGAUCUUGGAAGUGCCCAAUAAAGCUGUUUGUACAGGCUGGGAAA